Molecule: messenger RNA, 1581 nt
Organism: Silurus meridionalis
Lineage: Eukaryota; Metazoa; Chordata; Actinopteri; Siluriformes; Siluridae
Gene: ece2a
Product: endothelin converting enzyme 2a
Exons: 3
Coding region: 285-1016 (243 amino acids)
Molecular function (GO): S-adenosylmethionine-dependent methyltransferase activity
Source: RefSeq, a predicted model, not a curated record
CUAAAUGGCGAGCACAUGCUUACAGCCAGAGUACAGACUACAACAGUACUAAGUGAAAUACCAGUACUAACUGGUAGCAGUAGUACCAGAACCAGUACUAACGUCAGAGUAGUAUUUUGUUGCAGUACAUUAGCGUGUGUUUCGUAUUUGAGUCUUAAACACAGAUCACUGAUCACACCGUGGUGUUGAUGUGUACAUUUUGUAAAUCACAUGCCUCUUUGCCAUCAGUUAUUGCCAACCUGCUUCUAGUAGUAUAAACACUUUGCCUGUUACAGAGGAGAAAUAUGGAGUAUCUGCCGGAGUGUAAUAAGAGAUAUAAAGACGUGGAGUACUGGAAUGAACGCUACCAAACCGAAGAGACGUUUGAGUGGUUCGGGGACUUCGCUAAAUUCCACCAUCUUCUGAUCCAGCAUGUGGGGAAAGAGGAAAACAUCCUGAUGUUGGGUUGUGGGAACAGCGCUUUAAGCUUGGACAUGUACCUGGCUGGCUACACGACCAUCACUAAUGUGGACUACUCCAGUGUGUGCGUGGAAAACAUGGCCCAGCGUCACACUGAAUGCACAGGCUUGAGCUGGGUGUGUAUGGAUGCUCGUCGUCUAGCUUUUCCUGAUUCCUCAUUUGAUGUGGUUAUGGAAAAGGGAACGCUGGAUGCCAUGCUCGUGGAGGAACGAGACCCUUGGAACAUUUCAGAUGCCAGUGCCCAGCUACUGCACGAAGUUCUAAAAGAGAUCAGUCGGGUCCUGAAGCCUGGGGGUCGUUUUGUCUCAGUGACUUUUGCACAGCCACACUUCAGGAAGAAAUUGUACGCUCGCCAAGAGUACGGCUGGUCCAUCAACCACUAUCACUAUGGCGACAGCUUCCACUACUUCCUUUAUGUCCUUUCCAAAGGGAAGGAGCUCAGCCCAGAAGAUGCUGCAUUGGAGAGGAGGGCGCAGUCCCAGACAGAAGACCUGUCCAAAGUGGUCAUAUUUCAGGAGGUUGAAAAUGAAGACUUCCUCAGUAACAUUGGCCUAUAAAAGCCUGGAUGUUAUGACUAACUUUUUAUGUUUUUACUAUAGAUUUACUGUACCAAUGUUUUAUGGAUUAUGAUUUUAGAAAUUAGAUUAGAAAAAUCUCGGGUUCUUAAGACAUUACACUUUAGAGUUGUACAAAUGCAUUGUAUUCAUGUGAGAUACUUUUAGCUUUUGAUGUGAAUUUGCAUUCAUAAUAUUUUAUGCAAUGUUCAUGACAGUAUGAAUUUUACUGAAUGUAGGGUUUUCAUUUUUACAUUUGCUAAAUUUAUAAUAUUGUAAUGUGAGGGAAUUUUUCAAACAUAGUCUUAAAAUAUUCUCCUGCUUGUCUCCUUGCCCUUUUCAUGGAUUCUUUUUUGUGGAGAAAAAGCUGAACUCAUUUGUCAUGUUUACAUAGAGGUCACCCGGUCAUAGAUGCAUUACCAAACAACAAAAUUCAUUUAGCCAUUUUCAGGAAACGGGGUGUGUGUGUCUGCGCAGAUUUUUCCUAUUGUAAAUGAGGUUUAAAUAUUGUACUGGCCACCAGGUCUUAGCAACAAUGAUUAAUAAACCAGAAAUCAUUUAUUUUUAA